AAUGGCGUCUCUUGCAGCAAUCGGGCGGAGGAAAGAUCGGCGAGGAGCAAUGUCGUCAGCUCUGGCAGCUUGUCUCUCCAUGUCGCAGCUGAGGAAAGCUUCCUUCUCCCGGAUGACGGACGCGCUGAUGCUGAAGAUUUACGAGGCUUGGAGCUCAUCGUACCGAUCCAAGCCAGGUGGAAACUGAGCCUACUGGCCAGAAGGAGAGCGCUGUGGAAAGCAAGCGGAAGCGCCCGGCGAGGAAUGCUUCUACCGAUCAGAAGCAGACCAGCUUCGCGAAAAGCGCAUCGGCCGACCAGCUGCGUGCUCCUGCCGACCGGAAGCGGUGCCACGAUCUCAUCAAAGAAGCCGGAAGAGCAGGGAGGCUGGAGGACGCGGAGAAGCUAUUCAAUAGCAUCUCUUCUCCAAAUGCGUACUCGUACAACGCCAUGUUGCAGGCUUACGCGGUGAACAAUAAGCCUGGCGAGGCCUUGGAGCUCUUCCAAAGAGCCACCACAAGAAAUGCUGUUUCGUGGAAUAUCGUGCUUAAUGCGCAUGCAAGCUUCUAUGGAGCUCUCCCCUGCUUCAUGCGGUAUCCUUGCUGGGAUAGCUACUCAACGACCAUACUCAGGCACUUUGCAAUUGCAGAGCUCAAGGCUGCUGUUGCCUCGUCAGACCUGUCGCUGCUGGAGGACGUCAGAGCACAGUACUUCAAGGCCUUUUGCUACGAUGAUGGAUAUGUCGACGCGAUUAUUCGAAGCACCUACACGUCUCUCAUGCACAGCCUUGGUACCCAUGGUCAUCUCGUUGAUGUUGCCGAGAAUGUCUACAAGCGAAUCCCCUCUCCGGAUGCUGCUGCCUUCAACGCUCUUCUCGCGGUUUAUGUGAAGAACGGCUAUUACUCGCGAGCACAGAAGCUCUUCGCCGAAGGAGGGGGUGAUAGGAUCGACACCAGGUCGUUCAACAUUAUGAUUUCCAGUUUGCCGCUGCUUGAAGACUCGGAAGCUCUUUUCGAACGGGCAAGGGAGAAGGAUGUCUUUACCUGGACAAGCCUUGCGUCAGCCGAUGUCCAGAACAACAGGCCAAAGGCAGCAGAUUUGACGAUCCGGAAGAAGGCAUCGAACCAACAAGAGUCACGUUUCUCGUCUGGGUUGCUAGUGGUGAAGAGCUUGGAACAAUUGUACGCGACUUCGACUUCGUUCCGGAUGCCUCGCACUAUGGCCAAGUGGUCGUCAACCUUAACCGAGGUGGGAAGUUUGCAGCGACCGUGGAGCUUGCAAGCUGUUUGUCAGACGAUCCCGUGAACUG
Molecule: messenger RNA, 1287 nt
Organism: Selaginella moellendorffii
Lineage: Eukaryota; Viridiplantae; Streptophyta; Lycopodiopsida; Selaginellales; Selaginellaceae
Exons: 5
Coding region: 429-1283 (284 amino acids)
Biological process (GO): RNA modification
Molecular function (GO): RNA binding; protein binding
Source: RefSeq, a predicted model, not a curated record